AUGGAUGAGAUGAGAAGGUUCCUUAAAAGGAUCUUAGAGGUAUUGGAGAAGGAGUAUCAGGCUUCGAUGCUCCGUGAUAGCAUGGACUUUUCCAAGAUUAUGGUACAUGUCCAACAGCUUGAGGAUAGCCGGAAGAAGAGGAGAGUCCAUGAGGUGAGGAGGCCUAAUUCUUCUGACAAGACAUGUUACAGUAGAGGUGGUGUCAAGAGCACUUUUGAAGUUCAUGAUCAGCCGAGAUUUAAGAAGGGGCACCAGAUUUUAGGGAACUCUAACUCUUAUAGUAGUGAAACACCUCGAGGAGGCAGAGCCGAGCCAAAUAAGCGCAAUGGAGGUGAUGUGCAGCGUCCUAGAAAGGAAUGUGGCAAGUGUGGUCGUAUUCAAAGUGGUGAGUGUAGACUAGGAACAAAUGCUUGCUUCGGUUGUAGAAAGAGCGGACACAUGGUUAGGGACUGCCCACAUAAUAGGGGUUAUGCUGGAGGUAAUGCUCGGCCUAGGCCUUAUCCCCAUAAUGCUACUACAAUCAAGCCUACUAAAACCAACAAAUUCAACGCCUUGAAGGGCAAGGAGGAGUAA
Messenger RNA from Solanum lycopersicum (tomato), 573 nucleotides. RefSeq lists its product as uncharacterized. Gene Ontology annotation, molecular function: zinc ion binding; nucleic acid binding. NCBI's taxonomy places the organism in Eukaryota, Viridiplantae, Streptophyta, Magnoliopsida, Solanales, Solanaceae. The record is from RefSeq and is a predicted model, not a curated record.